Zingiber officinale is the source of this 1206-nucleotide messenger RNA. RefSeq names its product putative F-box protein At5g66830. The transcript has a single exon. The coding region runs from base 1 to 1206 and encodes 401 amino acids. The record is from RefSeq and is a predicted model, not a curated record. NCBI's taxonomy places the organism in Eukaryota, Viridiplantae, Streptophyta, Magnoliopsida, Zingiberales, Zingiberaceae. Gene Ontology annotation, molecular function: protein binding.
AUGUCUACUUCUUGGUCGGAGAUUCCUACGGAUCUCUUAUACUCAAUCCUAUCCAAGCUCUCCAUCCCCGACCUCUUUCGCAGCGCCGCCGUAUGCUCACAUUGGUCCGCCGUAGUCGAUAAGCUCCGCCGCAGCCCCGAUGAUCAACGCCCUCAGAUACCAUGGCUUGUGCCGAAAGGGCAAUUCCUUAUAGACGGAGAUUGUAACUAUCAAAACGACUACAACUUCUUCAGCUUAUCGGAGGGCCGCGUGUAUGAUAUCCCAAGCCCCGCCACUCGCUUCCUAAAGACUGUCGUCGGAUCUUCUCAUGGCUGGCUCAUAACCGUCCGCAAGGUUAGUGUGCAGCUCCUGAACCCUAUCACCCAGGUGCAUAUCAACCUUCCUUCGACCCCCACCGUGGGCGGCCGGAAUUUGGUGGCCAUCAAGGCGGUGCUGUCCUCAGAUCCCUCCGGAGGUGGAGAUUACAGCGUCGUCUUUGUAUUCUACAGCCGUUCUAUGCGGAAAGAGUUUUUGUUCUUUGUUAAUGCAGGAGAUGAGAAGUGGAAGAUGAUAACCGGAGAUGGUUAUCACUAUGACGAUAUAGCCUUCGACAAGGGCAAGCUCUAUGCGGUGACACGGUCUAAAGAACAUGCGGAAGUGAUGGUAGCGGCGUAUGAUCUCAUCACGCUGAAUUCGAAUCCGACAUGGACGCCGGUGGUAGCUCUGUCAGACUUCAUUUGGGCUUUUGAUGUCGUCUCGUACUUUCUUUGCACGUCUUCAGAUGAUCUACUGCUCACACGGAUCAUGACGAAAAAAUCAGAACAUUUAUAUAUUAACAAAUGGGAGGUUUGUAAAGUGAAAAAAGUAGAAUAUUAUAUUAACAUAUUGGAUGUUUUGAAAGUGGAUACAGAGGAAGGCGUUACCAUCAAAAUGAAUAAUUUGGGGAAGUAUACUCUUUUCUUGAGCGCAACUUCUUCUCUGUGCAUUGAUACUUGUUCAUUGCCGGAUUUGAGGUCGAACUACAUUUAUAUCUUGAAUGACUUGUGCGAGAUUGGCUACCGUGAUAACUUGGUUUACAACAUGGAGGACGAAAGCUUCACCUCCUUGAGUUUGCCUCCAUUAUCAUCUCCAAGGCGGCGGCGGUCAUUAUUAUCACCUCCAAAGCUGCAGCGGCCAGUCGUAGUUUGGUUUGCACCCAGUAUUGCAUUGCAUGCUGAUCCAAUGUAA